UGGCCGUUCCUCAACAACCUUCAUUCGGUAGAUUACAUCUAAACCUUACUCGUAUAUUUAAUCUUAGCUUGUUUCCUCAAAUGUGUCUUAGUUCAGUAUCAACGUGAUUGCUUGCUAGCAUUUGAAGAAUUGAGGAAUUGACGAUCAUGGCUUUAACUACCGGUGUCGGAGACCAAGAAACGGCACCUUUACUAGCAACAUCGCCAACAGCGUCAACUGGCGUCAUUCAUUCGCAGUAUCAAUCACUAAGUCAAAUAAACAGCAACAAUGAAGGCGAUAGUAGUGAUAUCAGCAGCACCGACCCCGAAUGGACGCUCGGUCAAAGCGCGCGCAGACUAUACAUCUCUCAUACCCUCUCAACCUGGAACUCACGUGUCUUUGAAUUCGGAAGCGUACUAUAUCUCGCCUCAAUAUUUCCGGGUACUCUAAUGCCCCUUGCUAUAUAUUCGAUAGUGCGAGGCGCCUCCGCGAUUACAUUGUCGUCAUGGGUCGGGAGUUAUAUCGAUCGUAAAGACCGUCUUAAUACAGUGAGACUGUCAAUCGUCUCACAGCGACUUGUUGUUGCUGCUUCAUGCGCUAUAUAUUUUAUACUCAGCAGAGGCCAAAGUCUUUCAGAUCAACUGCGGGUCGGUUUGCUUGCAGCAUUAAUCUUCAUGGCCUGCAUUGAGAAACUGGCCGCUAUCAUGAAUCUCGUGUCUGUGGAAAGAGAUUGGGUUAUUGUUGUGGCUCGCUCAGAUACUACUGCACUUCGAACCAUGAACUCGCAAAUGAGGCGAAUUGACCUUGUUUGUAAACUCCUUGGACCUUUCUUUAUCGGUAUCCUUGACGGUGUUUCCACGGAAACAGCGAUUCUUGUUAACUUAGCAAUGAACUGUACUUCAGUCGUUGUUGAGUAUUUUACCAUUGCCAAAGUCUAUUAUCAAGUACCUGAACUGCAGCAUCCAAAGACCACGCCUCCUAUCGUACCACAAAACGAGGGGCAGCAGACUCGUCAGAAUGCCUGGGUAUCAUUCAAAAAGGCCAUGCAGAAGACGUCCAGUGAUCUUCGACUUUACUUUACACAUCCUGCAUUUGCACCCUCAUUCUCAAUAGCACUUCUUUACUGUACCGUUUUGUCUUUCGGCGGAGUCAUGGUUACAUAUUUGCUGGCGAGUGGAUAUACUUCAGCUCAAAUUGCUGCAAUGAGAACAGUCUCAGUGACUCUUGAGGUUCUCGCCACUUGGAUUGGACCGUGGUUAAUGAAGAGGAUUGGACCAGUUCGUGCUGGUCUAUGGUUCCUGAGCUGGGAACUGGGCUGCUUAGCAGUUGGUGUAUCAAUUUUCUGGCGAUAUGCUGACAAUGUCUUGAUAUCAACACUGGGACUUGUCUGUGGUUCAAUGCUGAGUCGAAUCGGACUUUGGGGUGUCGAUCUUUCUGCACAAGUCAUUAUUCAAGAGGAAGUUGAGGCAGAGAAACGAGGAGCCUUUUCUGCUGUGGAAGCUAGUUGGCAAAAUGUGUUCGAGAUGUGUUCAUACACGUCGACCAUCAUUUUCUCGUCACCCAGUCAGUUCCACAGCCCAACAGCACUCAGCGUCACAGCAGUAUUCUUUGCAUGGAUACUGUACAGCUCUUUUGUCAAGAAGCGGCGAGGACAUCUCGUGCACUGGCCGAGUUGCAUGUCCCCAGAAAAGCAGCAAGCAACGAUCGACGAACUAUUCGAGUCCGGGCCGUCAAGGCGAAGAGAGGGGCUCUGAAUGUUUGUAUGAUAUGCAUAUGCAAGAGAGGAUCGCACGAGACACGUUGGUGGUCACCUGGAUCGGGAAGCAGUGCAACAAUGAUAGGAUAGCACAGGAUCUCGUGGGUUGGGAACCCUCCACGUUUAUUUCCGUGUCUCGGACGGCAGCGGGUUGUCUUGGAUAUGCAUGCAUGGCAAGGCCUCGUGGAUCGAGGAGCGACCCUUAUAGAUGAUGCAGGUUUGGUUACAUGAGGGAGGACAGCAUGUGCAAGGUAGUAGCAGUAAUUUGAGUAGAUGUGUAUGACAUGAAGAAACUCGAGCAAGAGAACAGUGAGACGAUGGUUGUCUUUUUCUGUUUGUCAACACAUUGCUUCACAUUUUAAAUUCUCUUUUGUAUACGAGAUAUCAUCUAUAGCCUAGGAGAUAUAUUGUAGGUCAUCGUAAGCCCAUGUCUCAUAUAAAUACGACCCUCAUUGAACUACAAG
Fusarium redolens is the source of this 2199-nucleotide messenger RNA. RefSeq lists its product as uncharacterized. The transcript has 5 exons. NCBI's taxonomy places the organism in Eukaryota, Fungi, Ascomycota, Sordariomycetes, Hypocreales, Nectriaceae. Gene Ontology annotation, cellular component: membrane. Gene Ontology annotation, biological process: iron ion transmembrane transport. Gene Ontology annotation, molecular function: iron ion transmembrane transporter activity. The record is from RefSeq and is a predicted model, not a curated record. Bases 147 to 1733 code for a protein of 528 amino acids.